This is a messenger RNA of Colias croceus (clouded yellow), 4250 nucleotides long. RefSeq names its product ubiquitin domain-containing protein 2. The transcript has 5 exons. NCBI's taxonomy places the organism in Eukaryota, Metazoa, Arthropoda, Insecta, Lepidoptera, Pieridae. The record is from RefSeq and is a predicted model, not a curated record. Gene Ontology annotation, molecular function: protein binding. The coding region runs from base 88 to 792 and encodes 234 amino acids.
CAGAAAAUGACUCGAACAGGAGAUAAAAUGUUAUUUGUUAAUGUUUUUGUAAAUGUUACAAAUUGGUAAUAAAAGAAUGUAAUUACAAUGGGUGGUUGUAUAGGAAUAACUAGGAGCAGGAGCGGGCCGAUAGAAGAAUCCUCGGGCACUGUGUCUCGACCGAAUUCAGGUGGCUUGCGAAAGAAUCAGUCACUGUGCCAUGAGACAAUUCGAUGGAAGUCGGACGUGCCACUGACUGAGGGGCAAUUGAGGAGCAAACGCGAUGAGUUCUGGGACACGGCGCCGGCGUUUGACGGCCGUAAAGAGAUCUGGGACGCGCUGCGGGCCGCUGCGGUGGCUGCUGAGGCGAUGGACUUCCAGCUCGCUCAGGCGAUACUGGAUGGAGCCAGUGUUUCCGUACCUAAUGGAUACCUCACAGAGUGCUAUGAUGAAUGGGGAACUAGGUAUCAGGUGCCAAUCUACUGUCUAUCAGCACCAAUAAACAUGGUCAAGGAAGCGAGUGGACGAGAUUCCCCAGCAGACUGUUCGGAGCCAGUGGAGGCUGGCUCCGAGAUGGCGUUGCGACUGCGACUGUCAACAACUUGCAAGGAUCUCAUGCUGCCCGUCGGUUCGAGACACACUAUAGCGCAUUGCAAAGCUAAGUUACAGGCACAAGAGGGCAUAGAGGUGUGGCGGCAGCGCUGGUUCUACGGCGGCAAGCUGCUGGGCGACCGCCUGCCGCUGGAGGACGCGCGCAUCACGCCCGGCUACGUGGUGCAGGUCGUCGUCAGCGACCCGCCGCCGCCCAGCUAGUGGCUCGGCUCCGAACAGAGAUGCUAAAACAAUGUUGAAUCACGCUUCACGAGUCCACACCACGGAACAUCUGAGCUACAUGUUAUUGUAUCAUAAUCAGUAUAAUAUUGAUUUAUUUUUAAAUCGGAGAUUUAAAUCGUUAGAUGUCGCUGUAAUCGAAAUUUUUAUUUAACACGCACGUCCUAAAGAAACUUUGUACAUGGCUUUUAUAGAUAAAAUUUUUGAAUUUUUCAUUCAUUUUUUUUUUUCAUUAAAAAAUCUCGUACGGGGUCGCGUGUUUUUUUUUUUUAAUUUACAGUGUUUAAAUAGUAUCCAAUAAAAUUUUCAGCCUGCGUAUACUCAGCCUUGUACAAUAGUUUCGCGGCUGUUUUAAUUUUUUUUUUAUUUAUACUCGAAGGUUCGUCUAGACUUCUAGAGAUUUAAAUCUUGUGUAAAUAUGAAUAGAUGUGUAUUUGAGGCGGGAUAUCGAGAAUUUAUGUAAAAAUCUCUCUGCACAUAGUUUGUACUUUUCUACGCUAACCGUGCAGGUGUUUCAAAAUAAUUUUGCGGGUAGUUUUACAAAAUAUUUUUAUCUUGAUAUUAGAGUUAUUUUUUAGAUCUUGAUUUUUUUUAUUUAUUUAUAAUAACUCAUUUUUUACUAAGUAUUCCACGCGAGAUAAAUUAUUUUGAAAUACCUGCACGUCAUACUGUAUAUAGAUCUUGUCUGUUAGGAAUUGCUAUUUUGAAUAAGUUCAUUAAGUAUUAUUUUAACAAAUGUAUUGGAAUGGAAAACAUGAAAUUACAUUUACCAAUAUUUUUAUUACUAACUAAAUAAUUAAAUGUAUAAGUGAUAUUAUUAUUUAUUACGAUGGAAAACGUUGCCCCAAAUAGAUACUAAAUUAUUUAUAAACAAUAGUUUUUUUUAUUAUUAUUUAAUUGAUUCCUAUUAACUUCACUGCCGUAUCAAUACUGAUUAUUAUUAUUUUUAUAUAUUCUGACGAAAAAAACGAAUAUAAUUUAGCCGUAAAAAAAUAGACAUCGUUUUGAUAGAAACACAAAUAUUAUUUUAAUUUUAAACAGUCCGAAUUUUGUGUUUUUACCCUAAUUAAUUUCACAAAUGCUAGAUACCUAAUUUCCAGUAUAAAAAGGAAUAUAUUUUCCUUCAUUAAGACAUCUUUAUUAUUAUUACAUACUUAAGUCAUAAAUCUUCUUUAUCAAAAAUAACCGCGCAAUUCAAAUGCCGCGUUUCCCUCGCUCUCGUCUAAAAACUUAGUUUUUGUCAGAAUAUAGGAAUUAUAUUGGUUUAAUGCAAGACAAACUUUAUUAUUAAUAUUUUUAUUAUAUUAAUGCGUUCAUAUAUCAUACAGUUAUUGAUAAAUGCAAGUAUUUGAGGUGCCAUCAAUGCGUAGAUGCCAUGUUUAAAUAAAAUAAAAAAUAUACAUCUUCAAUGUCAUUUUAAAAUUCGUGUUUUAUGCUCUCGUUUUACGUUAUUUUUUACGUUAUUUUUGGCGCCAAACUCUAGAUUGUCUUUUGGUCAUUUUCGAUUGGUGUUAAUUCAAUAAACAGGCCUAAAACAAAAUACCCAUAUGAAAUUACUGAAUUUUUCAAUACAGAACUGUAUUCUAACUAAUUAAAUUGUUAUUUUUGUGUAUCUGAUCAUAUAUGUAUUAUAAAUUAUAAUUGUUAUGGGUUAUGGAAGGCCUUAUUUUAAAUCAUGUAAUCUAUGAUCAUUUGAAAGUAUUUUACGUUAUUUUUUGUUAAUAUUUACUGGUAUCAUGCUCGAUAUGUUUCUCUUUAUUUUUGAAGUAUUUAUCUAUGAUUAUAAGGAUUUUAUGAGGUGUCUAUGGUUGUUAAAACAAUAUUCUAAUUUUUAAUAUGACGUAAGAUUUUAAACUGCGCAAAAACCAUGCAAGGAGGCUUAAUUCUAAUCGUAAUUAAAAUAAAUGCCAUCUUAGGUUACCAAUUUUUAUCAUAGUUAUUUCUAGAAUGCUCAGUGUUGCGACAACUUUUGAAAUAACGACUGACAAUAUAAUUCCGACCAAUUCUUAUACUGUUUUUAUUGCAAAUAUUGUUUUUAAUAACACGGGCAUUUAUUAUUGUGUCUUAUAUCUAUAGAUCUCGAUACUACAUGAAAAUCUCAGUUUACGUGUUUUUUUAUUUAUUUUCAUAUUAAUUCGAAUUGAAGGAAUUAUUGUAUGGUGCUAAAUGUUUUUUUCGCUCAAGUUUUCUGCCUUGUUUUAAUGUUGCCUGAUUGAAAAACUGUAUAUAUGUGGCAAAUAUUCGAAAUAGAAAUAACAACUAGAAAAAAUUAACAAAAAAAAUAACAAAAUUUGUGUGUAUGAACUAUGAACCAUUUUGAGUACGAACAUUUCUUGUUCUAUUAUUAAAAAAGUCAAAUCUUAUUGCAUGUGUACAAUAUUCGUAGUGAAACAGAUAAAAUACUGUCUUAAUAAAUUAAUGCAUACACAUUUGUGGUACUGAUAUAAGAAGGGGUCUGUAAUAUUUGCCAUUGUGAUGUUUCAGACCCUCAUUAUUUACACCCUAUUGCUAUAACAUCUUAAACAUAUUCGAAGCUACAAAUGUUUGUCUUUGUUUUACCUGUGUUCUAUAAUUCGCUAAGAAUCAGUAGUUUCUCAAUAAACGUAAGUUGCUCACUUUAAUUUGAUUAAGUAGAUAUUAAAAUUAUAAUGAGACCAAUAUAUAGAUCAGUUAUGUAAAAUAUCGUUUAUUAUAUAAAUGUUUCAUAAUAUACAUUAAUAUCGGGUAAGCGUCUGAAUUAUGUUUUUUAAUAUAGGAUUAUUUAUCGAGUGUCGAAAAUUCCUUUUCAUUUAUAGUAGACGAUAUAUAUUUAAAAUGGUAUUUGUAACUUACUUAUACGGGUACUGUCCAAAAUUAUAUUUUUUGAAAUCAUGUUUUCAUUGGGUUGGAAAUGUAUAUACUUUAUGUUAUAUUUUUAUGGUGAUGAGCCGUGAUUUUGGGAAAUUUACCCGUUGUUUUUAUUGCAUCAUUCAUAUAUUAUCACAAUUUAUUAAAAAUGUUUGUGCCAUACAUUACAUUCUUCUAUUGUCUUUUAAACUUAAUUUUUCAGUGACUAGUGCAAAUAAUUCAUGUAUUUGACAUUUGUAAGCGUGCUAUCUCACUUGCACUCACGGGUUUUGCGAAUGGCCGCCAUAUUGUUUUCAAUGGCGGCAAAUAAAAAUGAAAUUUCCCAAAAUCGAGUGUCUAUGGCAUUUAGUUGGUUGUGUUGAAUGCUUGCGAUCAUAACUUCAAUGCGCACAUUUAUAUUCUAUUGUAUAAAUUUUUUAAUAUCAGCAUUUGGGAUAAAUCAGUAAAUAAAAAUGAGAUUCUUCGUAAUUAUAUUAUUCACAUGUUGACUCUUGAUUCGUAAACUUUUACUGAUUUAACCCAAGGCAUAUCGUAGUUAAAUAGAUAAUUAUUAAAUAAAUUAUUGUAUAUCAAUAUAUAAAGAGAUAUCUUUA